Messenger RNA from Danaus plexippus (monarch butterfly), 2471 nucleotides. RefSeq lists its product as uncharacterized. The record is from RefSeq and is a predicted model, not a curated record. Lineage: Eukaryota; Metazoa; Arthropoda; Insecta; Lepidoptera; Nymphalidae. The transcript is spliced from 9 exons. The coding region runs from base 220 to 2040 and encodes 606 amino acids.
CAUAGAACGCGUACGAUCUCCAGGGAUCCAAGACUCAAUGUUGUGUGUGAAAAGUUGUCAACACUCGUAACGACACUGCUUCUGUGUUGAGUGAUGUGGGUUAUAAAGGCAUUGUGACGUUAAUACUAUUUAAUUUCGUUGCUCGUUUUGUUUUGGUGCGUCGCUGGGAAAUUAUUUACAAUUCAGGUGUUUAUCAACGCAUGGCGGGAGCUGGGCACCAUGUCGGGUAUGACGGGAGCGAGUAUGCUGCGCACGCGCAGGAAAGAUGUCAACGUCAAACCCAACAGGAAAUUGGAUCGCAAGUCCUCGCGGGGCAUGCUCUACGAAAACGAAGAGCUUCGUCUGCGUACUAUUAAUAUUAACGCUGAAGUUGAAAGAGGUCAGUCGGAUAUAAAAAAAUUAAAACGUGAAAACGAACAACUAAAACGCGAAAUAUCAGCACUAAGAUACGAAUACGAUCGUUUGGAUCGUAUGCUACGGGAAAGACGAUCGUCGCCGGAACAUUCGGACUCUCAAGGCGAAAAUAAUGGUUCGGAAUAUCAAAAUGAACAAGAGAUUGAUGAAGAGGAGGAAGACUAUAGCGACAGCGCGUCAGUGUGCAGCGCUUGCCCGGAGUGCGCCAGCGCAGACGGCAGCGUUCGAGCUGUUGCCUUUCAUGAUCUGAGCGUGGUGCCGGAGGAGGGGGAACAGGAGAAUAAGAGCGGUGCAGCAACCCCCUGCACUUGUGACGAGUGCCAAAAGGAAGCGAAGCGUACCGAAGAUAACAAUCAAAAUAACACCAAGGACGCAGCUAAUAAAACAACAGAAAAACAGACAGAGUCUACAAACAAUGCACAAUCACAAGCAAAUACAUCGAACAUCGGCUCCGACAGAACUGUAGACGUUUUAGUUCAUGAUGCUCCGAAUAUACCAAGAUAUUUCCAAUCCAUAGCUACGCCGCCAUUUCAUGUUAAUGUACCCCCACCACCCGGAUUUGUGAUAGCGCCUUACCAACCGCACAGAUUCCAUAAUGGGGGUAACAUAGAGGACUUAUUAGGGGAUGUACAGUCAUCGCCCACCACCAUACAGACUACUUACAUUCAACAAAACUCCAUAUUCAUGUGCAACACCAGAAACAUCGUAGAGACAAAAUGUUGUUGCCAUAACCGCGAAGCAGACAAUAAGACUGAAGUUUGUGAAGAGCAAACACCGAAAUGCUAUGUGACGGAGAAGAAUAUAGAAUUAACUUAUGAUUAUCCUAGGACAACGCCCAUUCCGAGUGACCCGAAUCAGAAAAGUAGCGAAAUACAGUCCACAACUACAGAAGUAGCGAGCACAGUUGUUUUUGUAGAGAAAAAAAUGCCCACGAAACCUAAGAAAUUCGAUUUCUUUUUCCGAUCACGAUCAGCGCCUGUUGGCGACCACGAGGAACCGAUUUAUGCAACAGUCAACAAAUUGCCAAGAAAAUUAAGAAGAAUGGAAUUAGCUAACCUCGAAAAGGAAGUUGCGUAUAAGAAUGGUGAACCAGAUUCUUCAAGCCGCACUGAAAUCACUUUAAGAACAGAUUCAGAAUCGCAGGCACCACCACCAGAUGACGAUACCAGUCGCUCAGAAAGAGAAAAAUCCACUGUACCCCAAAGACCAGAGUCACCGAAAGCAAAGAAAAGAAAGCGAUUUUCCCUCACAUUCAAAAAACGCGAAAGAAAACGGCGGGAAAAAAAAGCUGAGGCGAAGAAUGGUGUAAAGAAUGGGGUUCCAACACAGGUUGAAAGUGACAAUGAGAGGCUGAUCGAGGAACAGGAUCCUAAGCACAAGCACUGCACAAGACAUCGACAGUUACCACGAAGUGCUAUGUCCUCUACCAGCUAUAGCCCGCGUUACAAGCGGGAUAGCUAUCAGGAAAUGACCACAUCCCAUUCAGAGCACGAGCGUACGAACAGCGUCUGUUCCUCGGUUAAUUCCUUAGGAUCAGCUUGUACUCAUAAAUCGCGGAAGCUGUCUGUCGCUCCUCAAGACGGUUCUAUACCCUGGUGUGGAUGCUGGGGUGCGGGAUGUGUGUGACCUUGAACUGUAUUCCGCCAAGUAUCUUUAAGGUUAACCCGGCACAUUUCGUAUGGGAUUACAUUAGUAGCGAGUGUAUUGACCCUAUGCAUUGUGUAGUGAACUAUUACUUAGAAGUUUGACAGUUUAUAGUAGAUUUUACUCUACGCUGUUAUUGUUGACGUGUUAUUAAAAUGUCUAUAUUGUAUAGAAUUGCAAGUGUAUUUAAAUGUUGAUAACAAUUAUAGUUUAAUUGCAAAAUUUAUUGCACUGUCAUAUAAUUUAUUGAAUGUACUAUAUAAUUUAUGGUAGACAGGUUUAAACGUCGUUGGAUGUACGUUGUAAGAUCUGGCGCAUAUUGUAUUUUGGAUACUUUAUGCGGAUGUGUAAAUAAUUUGUGAUGUUAUAACUUCCAAAGUGCUCUGAGCAUAAAGAAAAUUUAUUAAUAAUUA